AUGGCUCACUCCCUUCACACCCUCGCGGUGGCUCUCCUGAUCGCUUCUUUCUCGUCGAAUGCGUUCGCUGGGUUCAUGGGCGGAGCAUCAACCUUCGCAGGGGCCGGCAAGGCAUUGGUGGAUGCGUAUAACAGAGGCAAGAAACCCGCCCAGCAAGUCGUACCAUACGACCCGGUGGGAUCCGGCGCCGGAAUCACCGGCUUCAACGGCGGCACGUACCAGAUCGCCAUCUCCGACGACCCUAUGACCUCCACGCAGGAAGGGAGCGCUCCCCCCAAGAUCACCGUUCCGCUCUGCGUCUCCACCUUCAGUUUCUUCGUAAACGGCGCGCCCGGCGUCGUCCUGACGGUGGCCCAGACGUAUUCUAUCUACAAGGGAGACAUCACCGUGUGGUCCGGCGUCGCCGGCGCAAAGGGCAAGGUCGCGGGCGCUAUCACCCGCGUGGCGCGCAGCGACAAGUCUGGAUCUACGGCGAUUGUGAAGACUCUGUGGAGCAAGGCUCUGGGCGCCACGUACACCGAGAACACGGACGUCACUGCGAUGGGUUACACUGGCCUCACUAAGGUGGACGGUACGACGGGCAUGUGCACUGCGAUUGCCAAGACCAAGGGCGCCAUUGGUUACGCGUUCACCGGUUCCUGCGCCCCGCGUUACCUUACGUUUCUGAGGAACGCCAACGGUGCGGCCGUCAAGGCCCCUGCUUGGAACCCCUCCCUUGCCAUCCCCGCCACUCCUCCCGCCGCGCCUGACGCGUCGUGGGCGAGCGUUGAUUUCGUGUGGAAGGCCGGAGCCAAGACCCCUCCCAUGGUGUCCAUGGAGUUUGCCUUCAUCAGGAAGUCGCCCUCCACCCCGGUCGCAAAGGCCUUCAUGCUGUAUAUGAUUGGCGCUAUGAGGACAAACAAGUAUGGGUUCAACCCGACGCCUCCUGCUUGGAUCAACCCGUCCAAGGCCAUGGUGGUCGCGAUUAAUGCCGACUGGUUCAUUGGUGUGGUCAUGCGCUUCAAGAUCAACGAGAAAACGCCAAUCAGAGCACCCGUGCUGCCCAAGAGGCUCUCGCACAUCCCCCCAGUGAACAUCUCCCAGGCAGUGAAGCAGCGCUGGCAGGCCAUAGUCAUUACUCUCGACAAGGCACUCAACAGAACCACCUACAUGCCCUUACCCCACACCCACACCCCUCUGUCUGCCACUCCUUGUUCCCCUCCCUUGCAGCACAUCCCCCUGGUGAACAUCUCCCAGGCAGUGAAGCAACGCUGGCAGGCCAUCACCAUUCUAGUGGAUAAGGAGCUGAACAAGACCACCUACAUGCUGUUCAACGGCAAGGGAUACGAGGAACCAGCCACUGAGACGCCCAAAGUGGGCACUUCGGAGCUUUGGCACAUCAUCAACCCGACAUUCGAAACGCACCCCAUCCACCUGCACCUCAUACAGCACCGCCCCAUCUCCCGCCGUCCGUUCAACUCCACCGCGUAUCUCAACGGCUCGUGUUCUUUCGAGCCCUCCUCCCCUUUCAAACCCAGCUGCUUCACUGGCCCGGCUCGGCCCGUGCCGCAGCAUGAGAGGGGGUGGAAGGACAACACCGUUGCAUUCCCGGAUAGUGUUCUCACCAUCUUUGUGCCGUUCAAGGGGCAGGAUGGUAAGCCGUUCCCCUUCGACGCAACCAAGGGGCCGGGAUAUGUGUGGCACUGCCACUCAUUGGGACACGAGGACAACGACAUGAUCUCUUAG
Messenger RNA from Closterium sp. Naga37s-1, 1725 nucleotides. NCBI's taxonomy places the organism in Eukaryota, Viridiplantae, Streptophyta, Zygnematophyceae, Desmidiales, Closteriaceae. The record is from the annotation of a GenBank genome assembly.